Aspergillus ibericus CBS 121593 is the source of this 198-nucleotide messenger RNA. RefSeq lists its product as uncharacterized. Bases 1 to 198 code for a protein of 65 amino acids. Lineage: Eukaryota; Fungi; Ascomycota; Eurotiomycetes; Eurotiales; Aspergillaceae. The record is from RefSeq and is a predicted model, not a curated record. The transcript has 2 exons.
AUGCCGCUUUUACGGUCCUUCGACACCGACGCUCCAACUCUAUUUCGAUUGUUACCUUGGAAUCAUCCUCAUGGCGGCCCACCCCGGUUCCACACCGUGCGGCGUUCUCCAGCUGAGGCACCAUUCAUCGUGGAUUUCAUGUCGACCGUUCCACCCUCUGCUGAAAUACGCAGAACCCAUACGAAUCUUCCUCGGUGA